Gastrolobium bilobum is the source of this 1099-nucleotide messenger RNA. RefSeq lists its product as uncharacterized. The transcript has 3 exons. NCBI's taxonomy places the organism in Eukaryota, Viridiplantae, Streptophyta, Magnoliopsida, Fabales, Fabaceae. The coding region runs from base 126 to 701 and encodes 191 amino acids. The record is from RefSeq and is a predicted model, not a curated record.
UUUUGUUCAUACUAUUUUGUCCUGCACCUACUCGCUGUCACUCACUCACUCACUCUGCUGUAUAGCUCAACUCAACAACACAAACCCAUUUCUCAUAGAGACACAAAAAGCUCUCACAGCAAGAGAUGGCCGAAGGAAGAGGCUCCACUCUUGUUCACCUUUUGGUGGUGGCUUUAUGCUUGGUCGCAUUUGGUUUCGCCAUAGCCGCUGAGAGAAGAAGAAGCGUCGGAAUCAUGUACAAAAAUGAAGGAACAAAUGAAACAUAUUGUAUCUACAACUCAGAUGUUGCAACUGGUUAUGGAGUGGGUGCUUUCCUGUUUCUUCUUUCAAGUGAAUCACUGCUUAUGGGAGUAACAAAGUGCAUGUGCUUUGGGAGGCCUUUAACACCUGGGGGGAAUCGAGCAUGGUCCAUUAUAUAUUUUAUUUCUUCUUGGGUCACUUUUCUGGUCGCAGAAGCAUGCUUGAUAGCAGGUGCAACAAAGAAUGCCUAUCACACCAAAUACCGGGGAAUGAUUUAUGCUCAGAAUUUCUCCUGUGAAACCUUGAGGAAAGGUGUCUUCGUUACUGGAGCAGUUUUCGCUGUUGCAACCAUGAUUCUUAACGUGUACUACUACAUGUACUUCACAAAGGCAACCACUACUCCAGUUUCUCAGAAGGCUAAUCGGGUGAGCUCCACAGUUGGAAUGACUGGAUAUGCAUGAUGGAUCAUGGAUGAAAGGGUAACAAAUUUUAAUUCUACAUAUUUAAUGGAAGUCUCUUAUGAUUGCCCUUACUUUGUAAAAUAAUGGUUUCAGUUUGGCUUUGCUUAGUUAACCAGUGUUUAUAAUGUUCGUGUGGAUGUUGCUGGUCAAAGGCAAGCUACAGCUACAAAUAUCAAAGUUUAGGAAAAGAGGGUCUCUUAAGCUAAAUUUGUAGAAAUAUGUUAACCGGUUUCAGAUAAUCUUCACAUUGAAAAUGUGUAAAAUAUUUAAGGCUAUGUUUCCCCGUAAUAGAUAGAAUUGGGACUUUUGAAAGCCUUGCAAUCGAUUUGAAGAUGAGUAGAGUAGGGUUUCUAUAUUGAUAGUUAAAUCUUACAAAAUUGGUCUUGUUAUUUAAAGUG